Messenger RNA from Naegleria lovaniensis, 819 nucleotides. RefSeq lists its product as uncharacterized. The transcript has 2 exons. NCBI's taxonomy places the organism in Eukaryota, Heterolobosea, Eutetramitea, Acrasida, Naegleriidae. The record is from RefSeq and is a predicted model, not a curated record. The coding region runs from base 1 to 819 and encodes 272 amino acids.
AUGCGAGUGAUGUCGAUCUUGGCACUGAUAUUCAAUGUGUGUGCUUUUGCUGUCAUUGCAGGUGUCAUUAUUCACUCGUUUUCAGUCAUUAACAAUCCUCGAGCAGAUAUUCUUUCAUUACGUGGAGAUGCCUUGUAUAAUUGUUUGUUAAUGGAAGAAGCCACUCGACAUGCCAGUUAUGCCAAUAAUUUGACAGCUGCCAAAUUGUGGUAUCAAUAUCGAGAUGCCAUGGUCGAUGCCCUCUCAGGAAUCUUUGACGUGUUGCAACAAAGUGGUUCGACCAUUAAUAUUUCAACAUUGGUCGAUCCUGUCAAGAAAGAUCCAAUGGUCAUUCCCAUCAUCAAGUCGAACAACAGAUUAUUUCACUUGUCGAGAAUGGACGUCCACUCGAAGCUAAAAAACUCUUCGUUUCCAAUGCAUGGACGUUUCAAGGAUCAAAUUAUUAACAGUACGAGUAUCACGACCGUGUCAGUGGUUGGAACCAAUCUCACUCUCAUCAUUCCUGUCAUGUUUGUCAUCUUUUUAUUGACCAUUAAACGUGACAAGGAUGCUUCCAAGAAAUUAAGGCAAGCCGAGUUGUUGCUGUUGAAGGACACGAUUGCGAAUGGAGGUUUGAGAACUCUCUUUCGAAAUUUCAUUGUUGAAAAGGCUGAAGGUUCUCGAAAUUUGCGACUCUUGAAUCAAUACAUGUUUUUAGAAAAGGUUCAAUAUUAUAAGGAUUUGAAUUUGAAAUUGUUUGAAAUUCAAAUCAAGAUGGAACGACAAGAAUUUGAAAACAAGAGACAAGUGAAAUCGCCACAAUUCUCUUUCAACCUAUGA